AUGAAAUCUCUUAAUGGUGCUUCACUUGCUCUCAAGACGCGUCGAGCCGCUUUGAAGCGGAAACGAAGUUACGGCGCAAUGGAGGUCGACCAAGACGUGUCGACACAGAGUAACCGGCCAAAGAAGCACAAAUCGUCGACUUAUGGCUCACAAUUCUUCAUUACAACCCCUCUCGAUGCUCGUUUCGUCAUCCGACCACCCCACGCCGAGGACACCCAUUCACUCAUUUCUGCCUCUAAACCUUUGAUCGAUUCAUUAACAACCCAAAAUUUGGAUUUGGAUGAUAAAAUGGGCUGCGUCUCUCGAGCAACUUGCCACACCAUCAACGCGACCCGCCAAAGUGACUGGUGGCUCACCUCCGGCGAUAUUGUCCUUGGUGUAGAAUCCUUGAUCUUCAAGGUUCACAAAAAGGUUCUCGCAGAGCACUCAUCCGUUUUCGAGGGCAUGUUCACUCUGAGUGCUCCUGCUGAAGGAGACUGCAUCGAGGACAUUCCAUUCGUACAAUUAUACGACAGUGCAGGUGACUGGAUUGAAGUUCUAAAAUGGAUUUAUAUGGGACCCCCCAACGACGCUUUUGAUCUCACGCAGCCAGCAAUAUUCCAAACAAUCAGGUCUUAUUCCAACAUUGCAAGCAAGUACGAUAUGCCGGCACUAAUGGAGUUUGCUCAAGAAGCACUUGUCAAGCUUUAUUCGCCAAAUCUGCUAAAUCUUCUUGAAGACGACAUACUAAGGAGGGUAGCUACAACUCAUGCCGUUGAAUCCAUAAACUUGUCCCGGCGAUGCGAUAUGCCGUCCAUUCUUCCGGUCGCAUUCUUUCUCCUGGCGACAGCUGAAGAUGCGGCGCUAUUGUUGGGGGAAACAUCUGCAUCGUGCCAAUUACAGCUUGCCGACGCAUUAAGGUUGCAAGCUGGGAGGCAAGCAUGUGAGGUGGCUGCCAAUACCUUUCUUACAUCGCUCCUCUUCCAAAACUCCUUUGAAACUAGCAAAACGGAGCUACGUCUCCCAUCUAUUGAAUGCUGCUCGACAUCACAGAGGCUGAAGCAAUUAUGCGAGACUGCUUUUCUGACCAGCUCUGGCGCCGCCGCUUUUGCUCGUGUGUUAAUACUCCUAGCCAAUCAACGUACGGCAAUGAAGGUCUGUGGGAAAUGUGCACUAGAGGUUGAGAUUUGGUUUGUCAAGUAUUUGGAUGGACUAUCGUUGCACCUAUGUAGAUGGUUCGAGUUGGACUAG
Messenger RNA from Serendipita indica DSM 11827, 1230 nucleotides. Lineage: Eukaryota; Fungi; Basidiomycota; Agaricomycetes; Sebacinales; Serendipitaceae. The record is from the annotation of a GenBank genome assembly.